Molecule: messenger RNA, 1611 nt
Organism: Bipolaris victoriae FI3
Lineage: Eukaryota; Fungi; Ascomycota; Dothideomycetes; Pleosporales; Pleosporaceae
Product: glycoside hydrolase family 79 protein
Exons: 1
Coding region: 1-1611 (536 amino acids)
Source: RefSeq, a predicted model, not a curated record
AUGGCUUACCUGAGCAUCGUCGCUGUUUCAAUUGCAGUAACCACUGCCUACGCCUUGCCCACCAAGGACAAUACACAGGCUUCAAGCUUGAUUGUUCCAAAGACAGCAGUAGGGGCUUCAAUUCCUCACACAAAUUCUUUUGCUUCAUUUUCCUUCGAGCCUGCUUUCUGGGUCGACUUUUUCGGAAAUGCUAGCAAUCCGAACCAGCUUACAUUCAAGGCACUGGUCAGAAUCCAUGAGCAUGGAGGGCAUCCAGUCAUACGUCCUGGCGGCAUCACCAUGGACAGUAUGAUAUUUGAUCCAAACGGGGGCGACGUGGUGCGUACGACUAGCCCAACUGGUGGAGUCUGGCGGACGACUGUUGGACCCGGAUACUUCAAGAGCUGGUCCAAUUUCCCCGAAGGAACAAAAUUCGUAGCUACGCUCAACUUUGGCAACGAAAGUCUAGACAUCGCCACGGGUCUGGCUGUCGCCUCAUUGACAUAUCAACCCGACAAGGUCGCCUACCUCGAACUCGGCAACGAACCCACAAACUACGACAGGAACCGAUGGAAUCUUUCCACCCAAGCCUACGUGAAGCAAUGGAAGGAAUACACCGCAAGCAUCGACACCGCCGUAAACAAGCUCAACACCUCCGCCCUCCCCCAAGCCCGCUGGUGGGCCUCGUCAGCCACAACCGACAACUCAGGCCUCGAAGUCCGCCCCGCAGCCCUCAUCCCAGCAGGCAUAAACUCAGCCCACCAAGUCGACACCUACUCGAUCCACUCAUACGCCUUCUCGACCUGCGACCCCGCCCGCGCCCGCCUCGCCACCAUCAAAAACAUCCUCAACCACACCGAGCUCGCCCGCUACUGCGACUCGGAAAUCUACCCGUCUGCCCUCGCCGCCCUGACCGCAAACAGCAGCUGGAGCAUCGGCGAAUUCAACUCGGUUUCUUGCUCCGGCGCACCCAACGUCACCGAUACCUUCGCCCAGGCCCUCUGGGUCGUAGACUCUGAACUGCUAUAUGCAACGAGGAACGCGACUUCGACGUUCUUGCACCAGGGCGCGACGCUCGCGCUGCAGUCAAAUGAACAGGUUAAUACGCCCGGCAAAAAUGGGAGUCCGGGGUUUAGUACGUAUUCGAUGCUUUAUCCGCGCGAUAGCGAGCUCAGGGGGCCUGCGCGCACGCUGCCGUCGUUCCUGGCUCAACUCUUCAUGGCAGAGGCGUUUGCAGUGGCUGGGACGAGAGUUAGAGCUUUGCAAGCGCCUGAGGGCGUGGACGCGGAGAGGUUUGCCGCGUAUGCGUUUUAUGUGGCUGAUAGGGUGGCCAAAGUUGCGCUGGUGAAUAUGAAUCCCUUCCACGCUAAUUCUACGGUGGAUUUUACCGUCGAGGUUGGGUUGGGGGCGUUGCGGGACGAGCGGGACGAGGGCGUGGUCAGGGUCAAGAGGAUGACGGCGCCGUUUGUGGAUAGUAAAGAUAGUAAGGUUACGAUGUGGGCGGGGCAGUCGUUUCCGCAGGGAGAUGCGGUGGGGGAGAUGGAUAUUGAGGUUGUGGAGGAUGGAGUGGUUAGUGUGAGGGGGAGUGAGGCCGUGUUGGUAUUUUUUGAUGAGGAUGUGUAUGGGGUGUAG